This is a messenger RNA of Drosophila arizonae, 7746 nucleotides long. RefSeq names its product SH3 and cysteine-rich domain-containing protein (gene Stacl). Lineage: Eukaryota; Metazoa; Arthropoda; Insecta; Diptera; Drosophilidae. Gene Ontology annotation, molecular function: protein binding. Gene Ontology annotation, biological process: skeletal muscle contraction; positive regulation of voltage-gated calcium channel activity; positive regulation of protein localization to plasma membrane. The record is from RefSeq and is a predicted model, not a curated record.
CCCAUACAUAAAAAUAAAAAUAUUUAAAUAUAUGUAUAUAAUAUAUAUAUUUAAUGCGAUAUCUGGCGCUAUACGCGCGUAAAAAGUGGCAAACGGACGCCUCUCCUCCACGCUGGCUAAAUCGACUUAAACGAGCUACGAGAACGCGACACAUCAACAACUAAGUAACAAGUAAUAAAUAAACUAAACGAAAAGCAAAAAGAAACAAAUCAACAAAAGCUGAACAAGAAGAGCAAGAAAAACUUAAACGAACGCAAAUUGAUUUUUGCUGCAAACAAAUACACAAAUAUAUAAGUCGAUAAAUACGUGUCAUAAAUCAUCACGAAUAAUUUGUGCUAAAUCCGUUUCAAAACUUAAAAUGUCAACCAUAAAUUCAAGCAGAGGAUUUCAUUUAACACAAUUGCAGCUGCUCUAAACGUUAUUGCCAGUAUGCAACGCUCUAAAUGACAACACGAUCCCAAAAAGUUCGAACUCGUUUUGUGAUAAACCCAAGUUGAAUCAAUUUACUGAGACUUUGAGACAGAACAAAACACAACAUUAUAAAAGACAAAUUGACGACACACUGCACUAACUAGAAGAAGAAGAAGAAGAAGCAGGACAACAAUAAAAAGCAAAUAACACAAAAAGACAAGUCCGACCCUCUCGAACCGCUAGUAGUUAACCACGUUUAGUUAAGCGCUUUAUCAACUUUGUUAGCCUUAUAGUGUUAAGGACUUAGCCCGAGUGCGCUCUGAUCAGAUUCAUAGCGUGUUGCCAUCAUGUCACAUGGCGACAUUGAGGAAUGUACGUAAUAUAUCCCGCCGAUGAGCUCAUCUUAAUGACCUAUGGUUUCUAUGCACCACGUGUGAAACCGCGUCCCACACUCGACUGCCUGCGCGAACCGCUCAUACCCAUCGAGGUCCCAGCGAGAUCAGCGAGACCCGUCGGCAUCUUAGCCAACAGUGCAGCCAACGCCAGUUCCAGCUUCAGCCAUCACAACUUUAUUGGCGCCGCCGCCACCAGCUACACAAACGACUCGACGCGACCCACCGAGUGGUUAGCGGCCGCCGUACAAGCGCCCAAUCCGACACGCAUUCCCACAGCACCGCCCAACUCGCCGCACCGCCAGCCACCUAGUGUUAACUUUUUUAGCUUUGAGCAGGAGACGCCGUUGCAGCAGCAGCCAGACCCGAACCCGGAGCCGGAGCCGCAGCCAGAGCCGCCAAUAUUGCCAAUUGGUGUGCAAUCAACGCAGACACAGAGCCUGCCGCCGACGCCGACGCGACGCACCUCACGCGCCUCGCUAACCCACUCGAAUCACAAUUCCGGUGGUGGCAGCAAACGCUCGAGCGUGCGCAGCAAUCGUUCACAGGCGCCGUUGACGCCGCUGCUGCCACAUCAGCGACCGCUGAGCACGUCCAUGUAUAAUGACGCCAGCAUGCAAGGAGGCGGCAAUCCCAGUGCAGCUGGACGUGCACCAUUCCAACGCAGCAGCGCCUACGACGAGGACUCACGUCUGAUUGACUAUGGAGCUGCAGGCGCUGCGGCGGGCGGCGCAGUCGGAGCGACUGGCGCCCUGGUCGAUGCCCGUUCGCGCAGUCCCAGCAUCUUCCUGGAGCCACCCUCACCAGAUCCCACGCACGCACACUUUGGCCCCGGCUGGGGUCGACCCAUGUCGCCCAUGGACCUGCCACCAGAGUGCUCCAGCAGCAGCCUGGCCAGCAAAUCUCCGACCAGCAGCAAAUCUCGUUUGCGGCCCAAGCUCCAUAUACCAUUGGGUCGACUUGGUCGCUCCACUUCCUCGGAUACGCGCGAGAGCAAUCGCCUGCGCGAAGAUGUUCAUGUGCAUGUCGAGAAUCCGGUCUUUAGCAGCGAGAAUCUGCGCCAGAACAACUUCGAUGCAUUCUUCGAGGCACGCGAGCCGGUCAUCAAGCUGCAGCCGCGCAGCCCGAACGCAGCGUCGCCGGACGGACGCGGCUACUCGCCCCCCCUGGAGAGGUAUGCGGGUGUCUAUGACUCACCGCGUACGCGCACUCCGGCUGGCGGUGCGGCCGGCGGGGGCGGGGGUCUGUUUGCGCGCUCACCGCAGGAGGAUCGGGAGCGUGCGCUCAAUGCGCGCUCCCGCAGCGCAGACAAUUGGGAUGAGGCGGCUGGCGGUGCGGUGGGCGGGGCGACCGGCGGGGCCGGCAGCAGCAGUGCCGGUGCUGGUGGUCGGGCUGGUGGCGGCGCGCACUCCAAAGAUUCUUUGGGAAAAUCUUCAAGUGGUCGAAAAAAUCGUAGUUUCUUCGGGUGGAGGGGACCACGCGGUGGUUCCCUUAGCCCACAGGGCAGCAUGGCGUCCUAUAAUGGCAUACUCAAGGACUACAGUCACAGCAGCUUGAAUGAGGCUUUCAAAUCCCAGAACAAUGUCAACUUUAAGUUAAUUAAAACAGUAUCCGAUUUCAACGAAUCACUCUCCCAAUUGUAUGAGGAACAUGCAACUGCCCUUCAGACUCUAGUGUCCAAUUAUCGCAAGAAGAAUGCCGAGCUGCGCAAGGAGAGACCCGCCUGCCAUCUGGCCAUCUUUCAGGCAUGGGAAACAUUCCUGCAGGAAACGGAAACCGACUCGCAGGCCUGCAACGAUGUUGCCAGCGUCCUCAGCCGCCAGGUAUCUCGGCCCAUGCUGGAUAAAUCCUUUCAUCGCAAAGUUCAAAGUCGCAAAAUCUUUACGCACAGGGAGUCUUUUGAGACUAUAAUCGCCAAGACUGAAGAAAAGCUGUCAAAGUGUCGCCUGGACUACAAGCAAUGCCAUCUGGCACAUAGGCAAAACCCCAGCCAGCACUCGCUGACCGAAUAUAUCGAUGCGCACAAUGCGUACGUGCAGCAGUUGCAUGCCACCAAUGGCAUGCUGGAGGCCUACCAUUGCGACACAUUGCCCCAAUUGAUGCAGGAGCUGGAGGAGAUACACAACGACCUAUGCAACAUUGUUUCCGAUUCGUUGCAACAGGGCGCCGAUGUAAUUGCCGCCAAGGCCACGGACCAGUCGCGGCGCUACGGCUGCUUGGCCAGCCAGUGCAGCGCCGUCCAGCCACAGCAGGAUCUGCUGAACUUUGUCCGUCUGCUGGCGCAGCCAUCGCAGGCUCAGAAGGUGCCACGACGCGUCUUUGCCCCACCUCAAGCACAGCAGCCGGGCGAACCGGCCGACGAGGCAGCUGACUACAAUGAGAUGACGCCAAUUUUGCGAAACGAGCUCGUCUUUGACCGGCACUCGACGCUGUCGCAGCGCUCGGCACUGGAGUCGCUUAAGCGUGAGUCCAUUGAAUUGGAAUUGCAAAUACGUCAGCUGCAGGACUCCAUCGAUGCGCUGAAUCGCACACAAAUGCGCGGCAUUGAGGGUCAGCUCUACAACAAGGUUAACGAGCUGCAGGAGGAUUUAUCCAUGAAGAAAUUCGAUUUGCGCGCCAAGCAAAUACACCUGGCUGCCAUACGAGCACAGAAGGAGUUAUUCGUUAGCAAAGUUGAGCCAACUUCGCCGCGCAACGAACGCAAAUUCUCGGCCGCCACAGCGCCAUCGAUGAAAACAAAGUGGCUGAAAGCAUUUAAGAGCCUAAAGCCGGCGGGUUCUGGUUCAGCAACACAAGCAGAUAGCCAACAACCCCGACAAAAUCAAAUGUACCACGCCGUAUCAACCGUUUUGACCUUGAGGCGUAAUGGUGCCUCGAAUGCCCCAUCGGAAGCGCUGCGCCCCAAUUUGGAUGGCAGCCACCAUCUGCAGGAGUACACAUACAAAAAGAUAACAGCUUGCGAUGUUUGCUCGCAAAUUUUGAGAGGCCACACUCGUCAGGGCCUGCGCUGUCGCAUUUGCAAGCUGAACGCCCAUGGAGACUGUGCUCCGAAUUUGCCGCGCUGCCAGCCCAAGCAGAAGCUGCUGCGUCGCCAGAAGAGCACCUCCGAGCUGGAGAAUCGCGUCGACAUCGAGGAAGAAAAAAUUACCGAAAUCGAUCAAAUAUAUCGAGUGCUGAAACAAGCCGGAGAACUCAAAUCCGGGCAUAUUCCAGCCGCCGAAAAAUCCGUCCACGUGCCGGGCAAAACGCUGGACGUGAGCGCCGCUGGAACGGGAGUCGGAGUCGGAGCCGGAGCCGGAGUCGGAGUCGGAGUCGCUGCACCCAGCGCCGUCUCACAACCGCUGCAACAGCUGCAGCCGGGCCUAGUCGAGCGUACGAUGCCCGUCCCCGAGAUACCCAUCGUCAAUGUGCCGGAGUCGUUGGCCCAAGAGACGCACCAGCCAUCGGCCCAUCAGCUACAUCAGAGCCAUCAGCGCAGCCUGGCAUCGGUGGCGCAGGCGGCGGCGGUGCGGGCCGGCCGCGGUGUGCGCCCACCGCCCGUGGCCAUGCCCAUUUUGGGCGUGCAGCUGCAACAACAGGAGCUGCAGCAGCAGCGCGGCGGCCUGCCGGUGCCCACACAAGAUAUCUCUAGUAGUUCAGCACCGCACUCUCCGCGCCGCCAAAAGCUGAAUUUGCGCAUGAAAUCGUUGAGCUUGGACUCACCCGAAUCGUCGGAGCUGCACGGUCAGUUUAGGCGACGCCAACAGCAUUUGCCCGCCGCGGCAGCUGCGUCCACAUCCAGCGGUUACUAUCACGGCGGCUCGGGAGGCCAUCUGGAGCACAGUACUCCGCCGUCGAACAACAGCCGGCUGCACUCGCCAUCGAGCCCCUCGCAUCCGGGCCGCAAGCUGUUGUAUGCCACGCGUGGCAUGCGCGGCGGCAGCGUCGAUUUGCCCGACGAAAUGGAGAAGUCACAGUCCUCGGCCAGCACAUCGCCUUGCCUAUCACCCAAAUCGCAUCGCCUCUUGCCCACCAAUUUGUACGUAAUACUCUACAACUUUAAGGCGCGGCAUGCCGAUGAGCUGGAUCUCAAAGCGGGCUAUAAGGUGACGGUCAUCGAUACCGCCGAUCCGGAUUGGUGGAAGGGCAAAGUGCUGGGACGCGUCGGCUUCUUUCCAUCGAAGUACUGUGUGCGUCUGAAUGCCAACGAGAAGCCAUUACAGGUGACACACAAUCUGCAGGUGUCGGAUGGCGAGCGCGGCGAGAAUAUGACCCUGUUACGCGACCAAAUUGUUAUACAGACUGGCGAUGAGGUCAACGGCAUGGUCAUGGUGCGCUCGGCGGACAAUCGUCAGGGCUAUUGUCCCAUCAAGUACCUGCAGGAGGUGUGACAGCCAGAAGAGGAAGAGCCGCCUGCAAAAUCAUCAAUGCAAACGUCGCGCGCCGCAGCCGCAGCCGCAACCGCAGCCGGCGCCGGCGACAAGACCAAGCGUAGAAUUAGAAUCGUAGUUACCGAUAAUAACAAUUUAGCUAGUAGCAGUAGCUCUAUACCCAUCACCCAUGCACAAUCACAAUCACARACGCAAUCACAGACGCAGACGCAGACGCAGACGUCGCCCAGCCGGGAGAAGAAGCGCCUGAACAUCGAGUACAGCGAUGCGGAUGGCGGACUCAUCUGGGACAAGGACAAGGAUGUGCUGAUACUGUCGGGCCGCAACAAGAACGACAAGAACUGGGAGAACUGGGAGCGCAUACGCGAACAGAAGCUGGAGAAGAUGAAGAACAUCUGCUUCGAGAGCUAUCGCCAGUCGAAGCGGGACAAGCUGCUACUGGCCAAGCCGAAGCCCAAGCAGCUGGACCCCACCUGGUACACGGACAACAUCUACUCGAAUCGCUCGGACGAUCUGGACGAGGACUAUGUGCCCGACUGCCUCAAGUACGGCAGCUACAGCAAUCGCAUUCUGCGCGACAUACGCGAACAGGACGAGAAGUAUGCGGAGGAUGCGCUGCCGAUGCGCGAGCGCCGUGGCGAGGGCGAAGGCUCGCCGGGCUACGGACUGCAGCGCUCGAAGAGCUGCAAGGAAUUCCAAUAUCCAAAGUCGCAGAGCUGCUGCUUCGAGGGCAACGUGUUCGAGGCGGGCGGCACAGGCGGCACGGGCAGCUCGGGCGCCACGGCCACCACAUCCAUACUGAAGAAUCGCGCUGGAGUGCCCAAAUCGUACUCGUUUAGCGCCUCCACAAAGACCAUGCCCUUCGACAUCAUCGACUACGAGCUGCCGCCCGCCUCGAACACGCGCCGGGAAAAGCGCGAGGCGUACAGACGGAGCAUGAAUAUGCUGUAUAGCAACAGCCUGGACGAGCGGACGCUGGCGCACAGCUGCUGUGCGCGGGAGCAGUGCACCAGUGCCAAGUGCUUGCUGGACGAUAUCUAUGCUGGUUCCAGGCGGCGGCUGGAUGCCUACGGCGCUGGCAGCAACAGGAAUCUGAAUUUGAAUCUCAAUUUGAAUCGCAACCUGCGCUCGCCCGACGAUUGGCUGUACGACGAGCGCGUCGAGGCGGCAGCAACGGCAGCCGGCACGACCGUGAUCUGCUGCUGUGCGACAGAGGACUAUUGCUGCCAUCGCCAGGCACAGCAGCGGGCGGCAAGGCGACCCCACUGUCCGGGCCAUCAUCCGGCCGCCGAAGAGGAGGAGCAUAUGCAUUGCCGCUACGACACCGACCUGGAGCAGUUCAUACGCGCCGAGCGUGAGCGCCUGCUGCUGCAGGACAAGUUCCUCGACGAGGACGAACGCUACUUGGCCCAGAGCCACAUGGCCAGUCCAGGUAGGCGGUACGCCCACUAUACGCGGCCCACGCGCAGCAAAUCCCUGCUGGAGGUGCAGCCGCCCAGCUUGUUCGACGAGGACAGCUGCUCGGAUACGACAGAGAUCGACCUGGAGGACUUCAACAUCGACCUGGAGAAGUACUGGGAGCAGCUGGACAAGCCGCCCAGCCCCAUCAACAUGGACAUGCGACGCAACAUGCACAGCAAUCUGAAGGUGAAGAACGUGAACGUGCGCUGCUACAACAACGGGCAGCCCAUCGAUAUGCACGACCGGGAGCACGAGCGGCUGAUGAUCAAGAAGUCGCUGCUGGAGGGCAUGCCGUCGCCGCCGCAGCUCGACUCGAGCGGCUCCUCGAACAAUGCGACGGGCUUUAGUUUUUUUGAGAAUCCCGCUGGUUCGCUGCACCACCACCCAGCCUACGGUGGGUACGGCCACAAGGUCUACCCCACUGCCGAUACCCUGCCCACGUAUCAGUACAACAACUUCUAUCCGGAGCACACGACGCUGGGCAGCGUGCUCACCCAGCAGCCGACGGCGGGCGUCCACCAUGCCUCGGCCGGCGGCCACUCGGCGCUGAGUCUGAUCAACAACAUCUUCUCCAUCUACAAGCCGAACAAGUACUCGCCCGAGAACUGCCAGCUGAACUACGAGAGCAAGCCGGAGCCGUGCAAGAAGAUGAACGUGCCGAGCACUCGACGACCCCUGGGCGCCGCCUCCAGCAACAUGCAGCAUGGCCACGAGUAUCUGCACUCGUCGAUGAAGCGCCCGCUGCUGGUCAGCGCCGACCAGCCGCACUUCAAGAUCAUUCCCGAGAAGACGGGCCUGAAGAUCUCGCCGUUGCUGGCCUAUGACGARUACGGCGGCGGCGGGAUCGGGGGAGAUAAGUCACAUCAGAGGCUGACCAGCACGGCGCGACCUCUGAUGCUUCCGCACUGAUGGUGCUGGACCUUUCCGUGGUAUGGUAAUGGUAAUUAUUGUUAGUUAUGCUCACAGCGACUGCCGAGAAUCUCCAAAAGAAAACAGAAACUGAGAACUAAACACAACUAAAGGAAAAACCAAAAAACAAAAAAAAAAAAAUGGAACUAACCAAAAGACUCGCUCGACAAGCAGCAAAAAUAUAAAACCAAAAUAACAAAAAC